This is a messenger RNA of Salvia hispanica, 1070 nucleotides long. RefSeq lists its product as uncharacterized. Gene Ontology annotation, cellular component: mitochondrial large ribosomal subunit. Lineage: Eukaryota; Viridiplantae; Streptophyta; Magnoliopsida; Lamiales; Lamiaceae. Gene Ontology annotation, molecular function: structural constituent of ribosome. Gene Ontology annotation, biological process: translation. The record is from RefSeq and is a predicted model, not a curated record.
UAUGAAAAUUAGAAAGAAGCCCUAAAAUCAGCACAAAACCGCCGCUCUGCUUCUUCUUCUCCAAACUGAAUUUCAUGAUUGUUAUGUUGAGAAAAUGUUGAGAAGAAGACUUGCUUCAGUGCUACCUAAUCUGAUACGAUCGUUUCAAAAGCCUACUCCAAGGUUUCCCCCUCAACUACAGUAUAGGAGUACAUCCGCAUCCGUUGGUAGCUUCAAUUAUAGGUAUGAUUUCGGUAGCGUGAGAGCUUACAGCAGCCUUUUGGCACUGAACGAUCUGAGGGAUAAUCCAGGUUCUCGGCAGCAGAAGACGAGGAAGGGGCGGGGUAUCGGGUCGGGUAAGGGAAAGACCGCCGGCCGGGGACACAAGGGUCAAAAGGCCCGCGGCACCUAUAAAUUCGGAUUUGAAGGUGGACAGACGCCGCUUCGUCGCCGCCUUCCUAAACGUGGCUUUAAAAAUCCCUUCACUCUCACAUUUCAGCCUGUUGGUUUAGGAAAAAUCGCAAAGCUGAUAAAUGCUGGGAAAAUAGAUUCUUCAGAAUUGAUCACAAUGAAAACUCUCAAGGAUUGUGGAGCUAUAGGCAAGCAAAUAGAAGACGGUGUUAGACUGAUGGGACGUGGAGCUGAACACAUUAAAUGGCCCAUCCAUCUAGAGGUUUCACGGGUGACAGUAAGGGCAAAAGCAACAGUAGAGGCUGCCGGGGGGACCGUGAGACGAGUGUAUUACAACAAAUUGGGGCUGCGGGCACUGCUGAAACCAGAGUGGUUCGAAAAGAAGGGCAGGCUACUUCCAAAAGCAGCAAGGCCGCCUCCGAAAUUAAAAGAGAAGGUAGACAGCAUCGGUCGAUUGCCUGCUCCUAGGAAGCCAUUACCUUUCACUGCUGAAGAAAAAGAGGCAAUGCCUCCUGCUGCCUCAUCUGCUUAAUGUCAUACUAUGAGUCUAUGAAGGCAAUACAAAACGCUAAAUUUUUAGAAUUUGCUUUUGUUUUGUUUUGUUUUAUUUUGUUGUUAGCUGUGAUGAUGUUCUUGCGCCAAGAAAAAUAAAAUUGAAGCUGAUUAUGUCUUUUUCUUUA